This is a messenger RNA of Anoplophora glabripennis (Asian longhorned beetle), 1239 nucleotides long. Its product is annotated as factor VIII intron 22 protein-like. The record is from RefSeq and is a predicted model, not a curated record. Gene Ontology annotation, biological process: vesicle cytoskeletal trafficking. NCBI's taxonomy places the organism in Eukaryota, Metazoa, Arthropoda, Insecta, Coleoptera, Cerambycidae. Gene Ontology annotation, cellular component: early endosome. Gene Ontology annotation, molecular function: protein binding. The transcript has 5 exons. The coding region runs from base 147 to 1061 and encodes 304 amino acids.
GAAACUUAGGUUAAGUUAAAUGUCAGUCAAAUUAAAAAUUAAGACAAUAUUAAAUUUUGGUUUUGAAUUGGUCUGGGGGUCUUGACUAGUUUUAUUAUUCACUACAGAAGAUUCCUGGAUAAUAAUUUAAUGAAUAUAAAGAAAACAUGAGCGAAACGACUGGAAGCGAAAUCUUGGAUCAAUACCGAAAUAUUUCCAUUAAGCUAAAAAAGAGAUUUUUGAGAAAACCGAAUGUAACUGAAGCGUGUGAAUCAUUCGUUUCUUUAGCGAAACAAUGUGAAACUUUAGAACUGCCGGCAUAUGCCGGAUUGUGUUGGAUUGCGGCUGCUAGAUGUGAAGGGUCUUUAUCUAAUAAUACAGGAGAGACUUCUUGCUUAGUACAGUCAGGAAGGCAGUUUUUAAAAGCAGAAGAGAAUGAUUUUAAUUUAGGUUGUAGUAGUGUAUCUGGAGAGAACUUACAGGCAGGUCUCAGUUGUUACACUCAUGCUUCAAGCAGAUUUCCUGAUAAUUGUAGCAUUCCGAUAGGAUUAAAUUUAGAACUAACUGAAUUUUUGAAAAAGAUAGAUAGGACCGAAUAUAUCCAGAGUUAUUUAGAAAAUGCUAUAGAACUAUCAGAAGGCAGAUCAGACACGAAUAUAUACUGUUUAGAACUUAUGGCAUCUCAUUUUGUGGAUAGAGGAGAUUAUUUGGCUGCUCUCGAAACAUAUUUAGAAAUGUUCAGGUUAUUAAAACAGUUACCAAUAAAUGGCUCUAGGUGUGAAACAUUGCUAAAAUGUGAAAUAUAUUGUGUUUUCUUAUUGUUAAUUCUACGUCCCAGUCCCCAAAAAUUGUCUGCAAACCUGGCAAAAAUACUAGAAAAAUAUACAUGGGGAGACAAAAAUGAUACAAGCCUAAAAGCUUGUAAAAUGACUGAUAAUAUGUUUCUCUUACUACAGUCCUUGGUAACUAUAUGCCAGUCAUUGGACACUACUGGUUUAAUUGAUCUGGAAUCGGAAUUCUGGCCAUUAUUAUCAAAGCAGCAAAAAGAAUUACUGCGGAUAUUGGUUAGAAGUUAUUGUUAAGUUAUUUAUAUUGUCACUUAAUUAAUAAUAUAAUCUCGUGCCUAGAUACAUAUUUUAGUUUUAAUUUAUGAUUUAUUUACAUUUUCGUAAUUUCUUAAAAUGUUAUUAAUUACGUAACAAAAAGUGCUUCACGGUUAUUUUGGAUUAACUUCUAGCAUGUGAGAUUUCUUUUACUUUU